GUCAAACAAAGAUGAUAAACACAUGACAGCAUGAUUGAAAUGUUAAAGGGGGGCUGAAAUGCUCGUUUUCACUCAAUAUCCUGUUAAUCUUGAGUACCUAUAGAGUAGUACUGCAUCCUUCAUAACUCCAAAAAGUCUUUAGUUUUAUUAUAUUCAUAAGAGAAAGAUAGUCUGUACCGAUUUUUCCCAGAAAAAUACCACAGCCUAGAGGCGUGACGUGUGGGCGGAGCUAAAGAAUCACGAGCGCCAGUAGGCUUUUGCGUUGAGAGCGUUUGGAAGCUGUGACACAGAUCCAGAGGCUGAAAUUUAACAAGAGCAGCAUCAGCAACAACGUCUCUAUGUGAUUGUCCGCACACAGAGAAACAAACACUGGUGAAACAGCUGAGAUUCAUGACACACGGUUAUAAAGAUGGCCUUUAUUAAAGAGGAGACUGAAGAAGUGAAGAUUGAAGAAACAUUGAGUCUGAAACAAGAAGAUACUGAGGAACAAACAGACCUGAUGCCACUGAAAGAGGAGAGUCAAGAAGUGAAUGUAAAGAAAGAACACAAUCUGUAUGAAAAUUUUGAUUUCACAACUGGAGAAAAAACUUCUGGUUGCUCACUGACUGAAAAGACAUCCACACAAAAUAGAAGUCGCUCCUGCAUUCAGUGUGGAAAGUUUUUCUCUAGUCAUACGUACCUUGAUGUCCAUAUGAGAAUUCACAAAGGAGAGAAGCCUUUUACAUGCAAACAGUGUGGAAGGAGUUUCACUGCCAAAGGAAGCCUAAACAGGCACAUGAGCAUUCACACCAGAGAAAAGCAGUUCACCUGCAAACAAUGUGGAAAACAUUUCUCUAAAAAGGGUCAUCUUAAAGAUCACAUGAGUGUUCACACUGCAAAGAGACCUUUCAUCUGCUCUCAAUGUGGUAAAGGUUUCUAUCAAAGAAAAAUACUUGAAAAACAUGAGACAUUAUACUGUAGACAGAAGCCUUACAUAUGUCCAUACUGUGAAAAGAGUUUUAGACAUAAAGCAAAACUGAACACCCAUUUGAGAACCCACACUGGAGAAAACAUGUUCAAAUGUGAUCAGUGUGGAAAGAGCUUCAGAUAUAAAGCAACAUUGAACACCCAUUUGAGAGACCACACUGGAGAAAACCCGUUCGUAUGCGAUCAGUGUGGAAAGGGCUUCAGAAGUAAAGUAAAUCUUACAAUGCACAAAAGAGUUCACAUUGUUCACAAACCAGAUGGACCUGAAAUGUCAGUUGCAAUCCCAUCAGUAGCACACUGUUUUCUAUUAAAAAAGUAAUAUACUGUAGAAAAUCAUGCAUUCUGGUCAUUAUCUUCUAAUUUCUGUGUUGGCAAAAUUACUGUGAAUCAAAGGGAAUGUAUUGUGGCCAUUUUAUCUAGAUGUAAUAUAACAGGCAUCCCCAAAAUGUGUGUUAUUCAGCCCAGAAUACCCCAUAGAUCAUUUAUUAUUUCACUCUGAGAAUUACCAUUUUUGAGUGGAAGAAAAAACAUGCUAUUUCUGUGCUUUUCUUUAAAUUUAAAUGAGCUGUUGUUCCCCACAAACCUUCCUAGAAUAAGGUUAUGUCUUACAUCUUGGAUAAUCUGGCAAAAUAAAACACAUGUUUGUUUUGGAUUA
Molecule: messenger RNA, 1621 nt
Organism: Carassius gibelio (silver crucian carp)
Lineage: Eukaryota; Metazoa; Chordata; Actinopteri; Cypriniformes; Cyprinidae
Product: gastrula zinc finger protein XlCGF7.1-like
Exons: 3
Coding region: 410-1285 (291 amino acids)
Biological process (GO): regulation of transcription by RNA polymerase II
Molecular function (GO): RNA polymerase II cis-regulatory region sequence-specific DNA binding; DNA-binding transcription factor activity
Source: RefSeq, a predicted model, not a curated record